CUCAUGUAAACACCUGUGCUCGUGUCAGUGUCAGAUAGCUAACAGGAGCGGGCAGAGAUGAGUAGCAGGUUGCACUUUUGUCUGGUUUGUUUUCCAAAAAUAAUUAAAAAGACAUGGACAAUGAAUCAAGUGCAAACACAAUAGUCAGUCGCCAAAAUCCACCAAGUACAAACCACCUGAAGUCUCUUUCUGUAUAUUCCCAGAGGGUCAUGUGUGACCAACAGAGGGGUCCUCGUUCCCCAGUAGAGCCUCCUGAUCCUUUUGUCAACUUCAAAUUUAAAAUAGUUAAUGACUCUGGGAGAAAAAGGAAACUGGGGCAUAGUGGUAUGAACAAUGACUACAACAGUAAAAAGCAGUGUAGUUCCAAUGCUCUGUCCCCAGACCUUGGUUGCUUUAUGGACUACUCUAGCUCUCUUACUAGGAACAAUUCACUAUCCCCCUUUGCAGCCCCGUACCCUGUGCUUAAAGAAGAGACUGCAGCUAGGAGCGACACUAAAGGAACUGUGAGCUCUCGGCUGGAUUUGGAGCAUGUUCAGUGUGGGUGCUCCAAAGAGGAGGUAGAGAAGACUGAGAAGAUCGUCAAAAACAUGUCAUCUGUGUUCGACAAUGACAUUAAUGACAUCUUAUGCCUCAAUCCACCAAAACUGGAGAUGGUCGAACCAACCAUUAAGGAGGAUAAAGCUGACGCUGGACCUGUGGAGGAUGACAGAGGAUACGUUUCUUCUGUCUUGCAUUCUUCUGAAUGCAAGACAGAAGAUCCACCAGAGCAGCUGGGGCACGAGCAAGCUUCAACGUGUGCUCCACACUUUUCUUUUUUAAUUAAGGACAGUAGCGAGACUGUGACUGGACCACUGCUGGGGCCCGUUAAGUGUGAUGGAAGCUUUUUAGAGGGAGAAGAUGAGGUUUUUAAUAUUGGACAGCCAAUAUUUGAGUCCUCUGUAUGCCAGCCAUCUGCUGAAGCAGAGCAGAAGAGCGGGCUGUCGGAAGCUCUUAAGACCAUAAACGUAUCCCAGACCUACAACUCUGGAGACUACACUGUGGACACUUUAUAUGAAACCACGUUGCCCUUACAGGUGCAGGUGAAAUCAAAAGUGGUGGUUCCAGGUCAGAGUGAGGGGAUCAGUAAACCAGCAUCCUCUACCCAACCAGAUCAGAAGACGAGCUCUGCAGACAAAAAGAGGGACAAAACUGUCAAGCGUGGAAGGGGUCACAGACCCAAAAUCCUUGACAACAGUAUGGAAUGGGAACAUCAUAAAAGGCAGUACAUAUUUUCUGUCAAAAGCCACAUGACUGAAAAUCCAGGUAGAGCUCAAGGACCCAUGACUGAACUUCUGGACUUGAUGACGCAUGUCGCCGGUCAGACGGGCUCUAAUGGCUCUCGGUGGCAGCACCCCUCGGACCUCACAUGCAGAAAUUACCAAAGACGCUUUGGGAACGAGACACCAACCAUGACUCUUAGUGAAUGGCAGGCAAAGAAUAAUACUCGCCACAGGCGCUUCUCCAAAGUCCCCAAAAUUUUCGAAAGAAGCCCCUAUCCUUGAAUGUGCACUUAAAGAGUAACCACGUUGUAAUUGCUCUACUCUUUAUAAAUCUGUAUUGUAUUUUAUUAGACUAUAUAUCAAUGUUAGCUCUGUUUCUUUUUUCUUGGUUUUGUUGCAUGUAAUCUUGUGUGUUGGCUUUAAAUGUUGCCUUUGUUUUUCUUAAUAUUUUGCAUGCACUUUCUUAUAUUAACGAAUGUUUUAAGGUAUUUUGAUGUUAUUCAUGGUAAAGAUUUAUCUCUUGUGUGUUUCCAGAAAAUAGGUGGACCUACAUAUAUGUGUUUUUUUGUUGUUGUUUUUUUACUAGAAAUGAAACAACCAUAGUUUUAAUACUCUUUUCAUCUGUUGCAAUUGGUUUAAACGAUCUGUGGUUUAGUUUGGCAGGGAGACCAGUAAUGAUGUUUGGCCUGUUCAGUUCUUGCAGCAGCUCUGACUUUGUGUGAUUGUCAGCUUCAUUCUGAGUUCUCCUCCUACAGCAGUACCUGAGCGCUCUGCAGGUGGAUGCUGACAGAUUUGACGUGUGAAUCUCAUCAGUAUGGGUGUCCUGCACUGAAUAAUCCAUGCUGUUUAAGUCGAGACUUGUGCAGCUAUUUACAGUACAGCAGUGUAUUUCCUUCCCUGUUUAUGAGCAGGAUCACUGCAGCAAAAGAGUUGUUGUUGAUCUGGCAUGUCAUACAGUUGUACAGCUGUGUUUAGGCUAUCCAAAAACGGGGGGAAUAUACUUAAUACUAAGAAUUGUGUUACUUUGAAGCUCAGUCUGGUUCUGAUGUUGAGAAAUUGAUUUCACAAGCUUACUUGCCUUUUUUCUAGUACAAGUUGCUGACUUUUCUGUAACUUGAUGAGCCAGAAAUCAGGUUGCUGGGGGUUCUGAUUUUGAAUGAUUUUCUUAAAGAUUUAAUUACACUAUUUCAGAGGAAAUCUUUAGUUUUAAUCAAAGUUUUGUAAAUCUGUUUACCUUUAAAAAAAAGAAAAGAAAAAGUGAGUCACAGUCUUGACUUUCUUACGCAGAAAGCUUGUGUGCACCAAAUUAAGAUCUCAUUAAGACCUUUUUUUGAUUGGAAAAUAUUAGAAUUUUAUUUCAUUUAAGCAUUUACAAGUAAGCAUACACCAUUGUCUUCAUAACUGAAGUGUAAAGAUUGUGCAUAAUAGUUCAACCAUGCUAGCCCUCGUGACCGCUGUACAAUGAUCAUAAAUAUGAAAGCACUAAUAAAGCAGUUAAUUUUUUUCUAAAACAUGCUUUUGAUUCUCAUUUCUGUGUUG
Molecule: messenger RNA, 2798 nt
Organism: Poecilia reticulata (guppy)
Lineage: Eukaryota; Metazoa; Chordata; Actinopteri; Cyprinodontiformes; Poeciliidae
Gene: s100pbp
Product: askopos
Molecular function (GO): calcium-dependent protein binding
Source: RefSeq, a predicted model, not a curated record